Molecule: messenger RNA, 381 nt
Organism: Glarea lozoyensis ATCC 20868
Lineage: Eukaryota; Fungi; Ascomycota; Leotiomycetes; Helotiales; Helotiaceae
Product: Barwin-like endoglucanase
Exons: 2
Coding region: 1-381 (126 amino acids)
Source: RefSeq, a predicted model, not a curated record
AUGCAAUUUCUCACCCCAACCAUUCUUCUCACCCUCCUUACCACUUUGGCAGCAGCAGCUCCCGGCACAACUCCAAACCUACCUAGGGCCCUAGUGUCCGGAACAGCUACCUGGUACAACCAGAACGGAGAAUUUGGCUCAUGCGGAGAAGUCCACAGUGAUUCCGAGAUCCUCUGUGCCGUCCCACCCAGUCGUAUCAGUGGAAAGUGCGGCCAUACUUGCGUUCUCAAUGCCAAUGGCCAUACUCUCCGAGGUCGCGUCGUUCAUACCUGCGUAUUCUGCAGUGCUACACAAAUUGAUCUCUCCGUUGGGGCAUUCAAGGUCUUAUCUAACAACAACCUCGCAGUUGGAACUAUUAGCUUGACUUGGCAAGUCUACUAG